This is a messenger RNA of Trichoderma aggressivum f. europaeum, 369 nucleotides long. RefSeq lists its product as uncharacterized. Bases 1 to 369 code for a protein of 122 amino acids. NCBI's taxonomy places the organism in Eukaryota, Fungi, Ascomycota, Sordariomycetes, Hypocreales, Hypocreaceae. The transcript has 2 exons. The record is from RefSeq and is a predicted model, not a curated record.
AUGAAUGGCAAAUCUUCAUCGCAAUGGCUGCGGCGUCUUCGUAACAACGUAUCUGCUCCCAAGCGCAAGCCCAGUAUCGAGAAAAAGCUGCAUGAUGAGAUCAUGAAGAGCUUCCUUGGACAGACAGAGACGGAACAAGAGCCACAAGAACCUGUAGCAAAAUCGGCCUCUGCUACCAGUCCCAGUCAUGUUGAAACCCAGAUACGUAAUACCAUCCGAUACGUCACGCAAUUGAUGGUCCGGUUGAAUGAGAAGAAGGCAAUUUUCAACGUUGUCGAUACAUAUCAGAAGAAUGGACAAGAUUCUGUGCAACACUUGAAGCAGCAGUGCCUGCAAGAUAUCGACGGAUCGUCCAACACGUCACGGUAA